UAGACUAUGACACAUUUUCUGGUCCCCUCUAGGUCUCCACUGAGUGUGUUGUUGACCAUCUGAGUUAAUGUCAAACAGCAUCACUGUGAGUUUAGAGUGAAAUCCAACAUCAGCUAUGAUUUGUAUUUCAGCACCAUGGUCAGCUCACUGAACAGCAGCCAUGCUUCCAUGUGGUAAAAAAAAAAAAAAAAAAAAAGUAGCACAAGUUACUGCAAGUCUGGAAGCAGCAUGUUGACAGAACAGGCAUCAAGAGAGGACCCAGCCUUAACCAAAAGUAAUUCCCACAACAUUACUCUGGGCGUAUACUUGCCUUACUUGCCUGACUUGUUCCAGAGCUUGGGCCAUAGACGGCUGUGUAUGUCUGGCACCAGUUCAAGGCAGCAAUCUCAAAUACUUUACACACCCAACUAUCUCUUUUCCAGUAACUUUGUUUCAGGUAUCUCAUUUUUCAAGGAGGCACAGAGCAACUUGCUCCCACAAUGGCAGAAAAUGAAAAGAAAAUAGAAAUGUUAAAGACACUUUCCAACGUGUUUCCUGGGCUAUGCCAGUUGAGUAUGGUUGCUUGCACAAUAAUUACCUUUCACUGUGAAACCCAAAACACCCAGCACACUUAACGGUGUAACUGGAACAAAUUUUCACACAAAACUUUUAAUUUGGUCCAGUGCAGUAACAUAAAGAGAACACCUGACAUAAAUCAGCUGUAUCACAGGACCUCACCUCAGUCCUAUCUAGCUUUCACCAGUGUUUAAUAAAUUAUUUAAAAGCGACAAGCUGGCAAAAAGUGUUUUUGUGUUAACACAAAGUUUUGUGUCAUUUGACAAUUGUGAAUAUUUCCACAGACUCUAAAAGUUAGCUCCAUGUGAGAACUGGGAAUUGCAAUGACCUGUGCAUUAGGUAAAUGGAAUUGGGUCAGGUUUUCAUCAAGUAACCCAAAAAAUAAAGUGAAUGAACCAAAUUUGAUUUCAUAUUAAAACACAAUCCUUUUUAGUUGUAGAGGAAAACAGUGUUGUCUGAGUGGAAUCAGGAAACACACCAGUACUACAACUUCUGUUGCAAGUAAAUGGUGCUUGAAAUGUUGCUGCAAGGCAUAUUAUUGACUAAUGUCUUUAUUGGAUUUUCUCGUUUGUAAAACAAACCAUUGACAUUUAUUUGUAGUAAAAGCAAAGGAAAUGUGUAGAUUACAUAAAAAACAAGAAUUAUGUAAUUUACAAAUAUAGUCAAUUCUCGCUCAUUUUAGCUGUGAGGGGAAUAAAACUAACACUGUAAUCUUGUUCCGUUCAUCAGCGGCCGCAUUUUAUUUUGAAGGUGUCGCUGUGAUUUCCCGGAGGUGUGCUGCUUGUUUGUAGCUUUACGGCUGUGGUUGAUAUUUCGGUAUUAAAGCUCUGAGCUUUUAUCGGCCCCACUAAGCUGCAAGAACAGGUGCCUGACAUGUUGCCAGUAGUGGUGGUCCACGGGGGGGCAGGCCAUAUCCCAAAGGAGCGGGCAGAAAAGUCCAUGGAGGGGGUGUGCUCAGCAGUGCGGGCAGGAUAUGCCGUCCUAAAGAGAGGGGGCAGCAGCAUGGACGCUGUGGUAGAAGCAGUGACCCAGUUAGAGAAUAACCCCGCCUUCAAUGCAGGGUGUGGGUCCGUGCUGAACGUGAAGGGAGAGGUGGAGAUGGAUGCCAUUGUGAUGGAUGGGAAAACUCUAGGCAGCGGUGCAGUGUCUGCAGUACGAAACAUAGCCAACCCUGUCUGUCUAGCGAGACUGGUUAUGGACAAGACCAGUCAUACGUGUCUCACAGCGGAGGGUGCCAGUAAGUUCGCCCGGUCCAUGGGUGUCGCAGAAGUGCCCAUGGAGUCCCUCAUCACUGAGUACGCCCGCAUGCGUUGGAGAAAGAACCUUGCAGCUGAUGCCAAACCUGUGGAGUGCCAAAUGGGGAAAAUGGGAACAGUUGGAGCAGUGGCAGUGGAUAGUGAGGGCAACGUAGCUUGUGCAACCUCCACUGGCGGAAUGUUGAACAAAAUGGAAGGACGGGUCGGCGACACUCCCUGCAUAGGAAGUGGAGGUUAUGCUGAUAACCAGAUGGGAGCAGUGUCAACUACAGGCCACGGAGAAGCCAUCAUGAAAGUUACACUGGCCAGACUCAUCUUGUUCCACAUGGAGCAAGGUCACUCACCAGAGGCUGCCAGUGAUUUGGGCCUGGCCUACAUGAAGUCCAGAGUUGAAGCUCUGGGUGGGGUGGUGACAGUGGACCCACAGGGCCACUGGGCUGCUCGCUUCUCCAGCAAGCAAAUGUCCUGGGCUGCAGCCCAGAAAGACAUGCUGCACUACGGCCUGUACGGUGGAGAACACUUCACCCAGAGCAUCGAUGAACCUCUGUGACAGCGAUUACAACUCCUGAGAUUUACAUUUUUUAGGGAUGAGCUUUUGUAUUGAUGCAACCAAACACAAAGUAUGUUAAUAGUAGUAAAUACUAAUACAACUUUAAAUAAUAUACAGUUGAAGGUGCACUGACAGAACAAUCUACACACUUCAGAUCUGGAUAAUCCAACUUCAUAAUUUCAAACAUAUUUUUGGUAAAUAUCAACGUUAAGACAAUUAAUUUUAACAAAAUCAAUCUUAUGUAGAUAAAUGAAAAUUCAUUAAAACUCAGGUGAAUGUGAUGCAGCUUUAAAAUCAAACUGCAGCCUGAGCUGGGUAGCAUCUUAUUGAAGCUGAAACUAAGUAAAACUCAGAUUCAUUUAGAGCUUCUACACUUGUUUUGAGCUUGAAAGCAGAAUAUUUGACACAAUAGUCUUACAUAAAUUAAAUGUUCACUUACUGGCAUUUUCAACCACGUACCUGGUUUUUCUAGUUUGUUAUAUCUGUAGGGGCAGUGCUAAAUAGAUUCUGUAGCUUCUUUCAGAUCAAGCCCAAAAUGUUGCACACCAUCCUAUCUGUCAAUCUGGAAAGACUACUGAAUUUCCCGUUCUUUUUCUUAAAACUGCUGAAUUAAACCGGUUUUAACCUGAAGUUAUUUCUUUGAUGUGGUUCAAUGAAAAAAAUAUUUUCCUUUUGAUUGUGUCACACAGCAGAUGUUAUUUAGCUAUUAAUGUAAUAGUGGAUUCACACAAAAACAAUCAGCAGCUAUCUUGUUAACAAUUUUAGUCAUUUUACAAGCAUUUUAUUGCUAUUCUUUGUGGAAAACAAGACAUGUCAAUGUGUGAACUAUAGCUGAGACAGUUCAUUUGAUAUUUAGUAGGCCAAACUAAUUUAGAUUAAUAUAUAUAAUAUAGUAAAUUCAUUUUUUAACAUAAGAAUGGUUUUGAUGGUGAUCUUUAAAUAUGUUCCUCCAAUUUCUUGUUGAGUUUUGUUGUUCUUUGUCAAAAAUAUGGCUUAAAUUUAAAGAUUUUGUUUUUCAAUACCUAAUAACACAUUUAUUUACAAGCCAUGUUUUACUAUUAUUACUGCUGUUUAAAAGUCGUCUUUGUCUUAUGUAAUGGAGUACUUGAAAUCUUUUUUAGAGUGCUGCUGAUUUGAACCUCGUCUUUCCUCGUCACAGAGAAUUCAUUGCACAUUUCGUACCAGUACUGUACUGGAAGAUGAAACACUUCCACCACUCACAGAGCCUCAACUAGUGUUUGUGAAGUGCUGAUGAUCAGAUGAUGGUUGUUGAUGCUGAAGCUCUGUGUUAGGGAAACACUGAUGAGUACAAUAAAUGCCUCUGAUCCCUG
Molecule: messenger RNA, 3692 nt
Organism: Acanthochromis polyacanthus (spiny chromis)
Lineage: Eukaryota; Metazoa; Chordata; Actinopteri; Pomacentridae
Gene: asrgl1
Product: asparaginase and isoaspartyl peptidase 1
Exons: 8
Coding region: 1429-2361 (310 amino acids)
Molecular function (GO): asparaginase activity
Source: RefSeq, a predicted model, not a curated record